Messenger RNA from Anisakis simplex (herring worm), 456 nucleotides. The record is from the annotation of a GenBank genome assembly. NCBI's taxonomy places the organism in Eukaryota, Metazoa, Nematoda, Chromadorea, Rhabditida, Anisakidae.
AUUGAUCAACUUAUACAGACACUAGCACUUGGACCAUAUCGAAAUUCACUGUGUAACGAAUUGGGUGAAGCCGAAAAGCAACGACUCAAAAUAGCUGAACAAGUUCUGAAAGAUACCGAUGUUUUGCUGUGCAAUAACGUAACUGAAGAAAUGGAUUUAUAUGAUACAGCGUUUAUCAUUGAUUACCUACGAGACUGGGCAAUUAAGUUGAAUCGCGUCGUUGUUAUGGCAAUUGCACCACAAACAAUCGAAAUACUACAUAUGUUUCAUAAAACAAUUCUCAUGGCAUCAGGUCGAAUAAUUUAUAAUGGUCAUUCAAAUGAGAUGAUCAAUUAUUUCGAGUCGAUUAACUUCCCGUGUCCGAUGCUCAAAAAUCCGUGUGAUUAUUAUGGUAUGAGUGAUUUAUUUGAACUUGAAGAACUGAUUCCGUUUCUCAUACGUAAGAUAAAAGAAUAG